AUGGAAUCCAUAAGCCGUCUUCGCUCUUUACUCUUCAACGUUACGCGUGGCAUCCACAAUGCAGAGCAAGAGCUCUUCGAUGAGCUCAUGAUUCACAAACCAUCUUUUCUCAACUUGUUCGAAGUUGGUGGACGGAGUCCACAAGAGCAACGAGACCUCGAAUCGGGUAAAAUCACACUCAGCGGCCGGACCGUCGCGGUAAAUGCCGACUUUACGCGUCAGGUCGUAUUCCUCUCCCAACAACUAGAGGUUUCCGAACGUUACAUUGCCAGUCUAUUGCAUGCCAUCACAACUGAAACUCCAAACAUCCAACCCAUCGACUCCUUGGAGGCUACAGUGUCUUUGUUUCAUCUUCGACGACGAGAACUCGCACAAUGCUUAGUUUACCUUCUCCAAAUCGCAGAAGCUGCCGAAGCAUCCGCUGCACCUUCCAUCUUCACCAAGAUAUGGGACUUUGUCAAGCAAGAUCUCUUCCCCACCCACCGAACCACAACCCAAACCUCUCUGUCGCAGCGUCUGGUCAGAGAGCUUCAAAACCUCGGAAACCUGAUGGGAAAGGCAGACACGGCCAGGAAGGGCGCACGGACAGUUACAGUUGCACCAUCAGCGCAAGCCACAACCACACCACCUGCACUGGGCUUUGAAUGUCUCAACAGUCGAUUCGAGUCAUUCAAGUACGAGCGCCGCACACUUGCCGCCUGUGUCUCCACCAUUGCGCGCCUCGGCUACUUGGGACCUAACGAAAUCAAGAUUAUUGUGGAUUGGCUAUGUUCAACGCCUAACCAGGCUUUGACAUUCUACCUUCUCACCUCCAUCCUCUCUAUCUUCGAUUCUGUGGCGCCGGGGACGGCAGCAGAUGUGCUUCGUUCGGAACUCACCCAGAGCGAUAUGAUGACCUAUAUGACGAAAAAAUUAGCCAUUUCGACUGACUGGAAAGAACCUGGCCUGAAGGCAAUAAUUUUACUCAAGUGGACUCUUUUCCUGACUGAGGCCCGUCAUCGAAAUCCGCAAUUGGAGCACCGUAGUGGAUUCAAAACUGAGGAAUUGGAGACUCAGAUUUGGAAUGCUAUCCAAGGCGACGCAUUCAUAUAUCUUGCCCAGCUCGUCGCUCAAAUGGUUAAACGACAUGGCACACCUGUCCCUUCACUGAUCGAGCAACUCAAGUUCUCCGCAGAGCAACAAGAGCAGCGAGAGUUGCCCUCCGAAGACUUCGUUUUUGACGUUUUAACUGCGUUUGAGGCUCUCAUUCGCUCGCUCAUCACGCAUGCUUCAUCGGAGCUGAGAAAGAUAAAACAACGACAAGAGGAUCUAGUACUGGCCGGUGCCCGGACGGAUCGUGCAAGAGCCGGACCAACUCGCUUCGCCUCUCAUGCGCCUGAAACUUCGACAACCCCUCGGAGUGAUAUCGCCAUGCUUUAUUCGUUCAUCGGCCUGCUAUACUCUGUACUUCCCGCCGAACGAGCUUUUGCAAUUCUGGGGCUCAACUCCCAUCGGACACUCCCACACAUAUAUGGAGUACACGGAGAGCGCGAUGGGCCGGCUGCCCGUCUUCCUUCAAUGGGCGCUGCGUCUCUGUAUGAUAUGUUGACUGGUCUUGCCAACGGUCAGCAAUGCAGUGAGCUGGCCCAUAAUUUCAUGGCUCGUGGUGGCGGGGAGGUUGUCCCUGGCAGCUCGCUACCUCUGUCUUCGGGAGGACCAUCUGUGUCCUGGAGCGUUGUGUUCAGUUUGUUGGACUCAUGGACUUCCAAUAACAACGGUGCAUCACGUGCCGCGCCGGCGUCUCAACCGUUUGGCCACAACCACAGUUUUGGCAUGUCCGCAUUCAAUUCUCACAACAAUCCGCCUCCCCCACCUCAGCCACAGGUCCCUUCAUUGGGCCCCAAGGAUGUUUUUCUUGCUCAGGCGUUCCUUCGGCUUCUGUCAACUGUGGCCACCCACUCCGUCGCUGUGCGGAAAGCCAUCGCUGGUCAUGCUCACUUCCGCGCCAUCCCAACUCUCGUUGCGCUUAUACCUCUUGGUAUCCCUCUUGAGAUCAAAGGUGCUCUUUUCAACACGCUAGCUGCCUUUGCGGCACCGGGAGCUGGCGUCCCUGGGCUCGAAAUAUGCAAGUCGAUAUGGAUUCUCAUGGAGCGCUACGAAGUCAUCAAUGUCCGCUCCUCGUCCGUUAACCUCCCGCCUGUUAAGGGCGUCGAACUCGAGCUUGAUGAAAUAGAAGCAUUGCAUCGAAUGUACCCGUCCACACUUCCCUUCUUGCGCCUCCUCGCCACACUCCUCCACACGUCCAAGCGCAUACCGCUCAGAGAACAACUUCUCGACUCUGCCCCGAUCAACACUAUUCCAGAGUCGCUCGGACAGCCGUAUCGCCUACCUGGCAUUGCUCCGUUCGUAAGCUUUGUCGUGGACAACGUCUUUGCCAAUAUUCCAAACCGCGAAUACAUCCAUCCUUCUGAUCGAUGGCAAACAAAUGACCUUUGUCUUUGCUUCAUCGAGCGUGCCCUGGCGAGCUUCGAACUGGAGUCUCUCAUCCGUGCAACCAGCGACUCGCAACUCAAAGGGGAUGCUAUUCUCAGCCUGCUUGUUCAUCCUGGAUUCGAUAUCUUGACUCGUUUACUCACCAACUCGCCACUUCAAUCCAGUUUGCUGACGUAUAUCAUGGAGGGCGUGACUGGCUUUGAGAAGGGGCUUGCAGAAGAAGAAGUUUACUUCGGUGCGACGAUCAUCCGGGUCUUGCGCAUUAUUCUUCGAGUUCUGGAAAUCCAAGAUAUUUUUCUUGACGUGUUACUGCCCUUAUUGCAGGAGAUGGACACGGUUCCUAUCAUCGGGAAGAUCCAGUCGCGGUCCUCGUUCACGAAAUUUGACCAAGCACUCUCAUAUAAUGCUCAACUGGUCCCAUCGAUCGCGGUCUACGUUGUCUUCGAGGGCCAUCCUGAACUAGUCCUUCUCUCGGUCAAGAUCCUUUCUAUUCUGUCGUCUUCAAGCGCGUUUUCGAGUCUGCAUGGCUUGAUUCAGCGUAGCGACGAGUGCGAUCGAAUAAUGGCAGGUUUUGCUCGCAUUCUGGAGACUGAGUCUAUCGAGGAUGUCACCAGUUCAGAAACAACAGCUGAGCAAUCGACAGGUGCUGGAGCCCCCGAUACCUCGCUCAACCCCAACUUCCCCGCUUUGCAGCAAGCUGUACGACUUGCGGUUCUCCAAUUCUUCAUUCGGAACACGGAGGCAAACAAGCCGUAUCCGAACAUUGCCUACUUUUUCCUAUUCGGAAACUUGAAAGCAGACCAAGGAAUCCAAGAUCCCCAGGCACUGGGUGCGCGUCGCUCUUGUGUUCAUGUCAUCUUCGAAUUGGCCAAUUUGGGCGUUCCUCGUUUCGAUGUCGAAUCAGUCAUGGAAAUGGACCCCUUGUUUAUCAUGCUUCCUGGUUUGGCCGAGCUACUCUAUCGCAUUAUCUAUCAACUAUGCACCCACCCACGGACCACAGAAUUCACUAUGCGUUACCUUCGCACAAGGGAAGACUUCUUCGCACGACAACUGGCAGCAAUUCCAUCACAAGUGCCAUCAACGAUCACUGAUGCUGGGAUUCAUGUUGCCCAUGUCGAUGGCGCCCGUGUGCAGACAACAGUGUCUGCUCUGAGCUCUUUCCUGCGACUGCGUUCUUGGAUAUUUGACCUCGCUGCUCUUGACUUGCAUGUCCUCACUAGCAAGGGGCAUCUCAAGGGUGUUGUUGAGUUGUUGGAUAUCCUAUUCAGCAAUGAAGGUGUUUCGAGGUCUUGGACGAGCGAUGGCUUUAGGGAGGUUGGACAGUCUCAUCUGCGAAUCAUCGAGUUUGCGCAAUCGCUUGCGUUUGACUGGUCUGACAGUCUGAAUGUGGAACCCCUCGAGCUCCGUUUCCUUGGCCAGCUAAAUCUACACUCCUGUGUCCGGAGAGACUCGAAUGGAUGUGAAAUUAUCGACAGAACAGCUCUUAUAUCACUGCUGACCUCUGCUCGUCGAACGUUGAAUGCACAAGGCAGCAUUGUCACUCCUGCCAACUCUGAGCAGCUCGAUGCGGAAGUGGCUUACAUUUUGGAGAGUUGUGCAGUCGAAAACCAUCGACGAGAGGUUGCAUAUGCCAAGUCUGCUGGCUAUGAGUCUUGGAAGCGACUACUGGACAUCACACUCGCAAAAUGUUUUGGUCGUCUACCACACGAGUAUCGGGAAAACAUGCUAUUCGAUCUACUGCAUGUUAUUCCCGCCAUUCUACGCUCGGACGAUCUGCAGGAAUCGACGGCGAUCCUGUUAGCAGAGGCAGUCGUAUCUGCUGUCACCAAAUUACGGGAGGAUAGACGCCAUCAAAUUUUGGUCCAGUCAGCGAAUGGGGAUGCCGAUGCUGGCUCCCUUCCUGCAGAAAGGCUAUUUGGAAUCUUGCGCUCAAUCCUAGAGUGUAUUGUCGAUAACAACCGCAUAGAGCUCGUUCGCGGUAACCUAUAUGCUGCUGUCAUCAACUACGUCCAUCUCAUCACUCCAACUGAAAAAGUAGCCCCCUCGCAAGACUUGAAAGCGUCAAUGUCUAUGUCACUCAGUACUUCCACCAGUCGCGAUGAACUUUCUCUCGAAUCGUCAACGGCUCGCACUCAUCUGUCCCUCGAAUUGGGUAGCUUGUCGCUGAUGAAACCAGCUAUAGAACGACUCGUCGCCACUAUUUCACGGGAUGCUAUUGACGGGUCGGAGGUUUGGAAGACGGUCGCAUUUAUGCUUCUAGACUCGCUGGUCCAGUUAUCGGGCCAGGACAAACAACAUGUCGCUUUGUCGACCUUGGUUCGACAGGGAAUACUAACCAACUUCGUUCGAGGCAUCAAAGAGUCUGAUCUGCGUCUGCAGUCCGUUUUGAAGCCUGAUCCCGACGAUCUGAACCCCUUGUAUGUCUACGAGGCCAAGAUGUCUCUCUUUGUGCGGAUGGCCCAAACAAGACCUGGUGCCGAAAAACUACUAGAAGCACAGCUCAUCCCCGUUCUAUCGCAAUGCGACUAUCUGGAUGCUCGACCAGAGGCGGAUCAGUCUUUUAUGGACAGAGAUAGUUUUCUCCCCUCUGCAAUCCAGCGGUAUCAUCAGUUGCUCAUGCCAGCCCUUCAGUUGGUUGAUUGUAUGCUGGCGACGUUAGGGACAAAACAUGCAACAGCUUCUAAUCAGGCGCUCGAAUUUCUCUCAAGCCACAGCUCCACCAUCGUCAUCAUGCUUAAAAACGAAAUUGAUCAAGUUCCUCUUGCGUUCGUUGAAGAGAUGCAUCUUGUGGUGUCGCUUUGUGUCGCUGUGCUCCCCCAUGUGCCGAAAGCAGAGCUGUCUUCAGCCCAUUCUGGCUUUGGAGCUAUCCACAGCGCAGUUCUCGUGCUUGCUACGAAAUGUCUCGGUGCCAGUCGUUGGCUGGCAGAAAUUGUUCCACAAACAGAUGGAGAGAUGCUCAGCGCCAGUGUUCUCGCAAUAGGGCAUGGUUCAGAUACAAAAUUCGAUAUUGAGAAACGGCGGAAGGAGCGUCUAAUGCGAAAAUGCAUCGUCGAGUACCUUGGUGCUGCGAGCGAGUUUACAGAACCAGAAAUCACGCCCUUAUUAUCACCCAUCGCAGCUGCGCCGAGGCAAGAAGAACGAGGCCCGCAUUUUUUGGCAACUAUUCCCACCGUGGGGGACGCCAUUGAUGCUUUAAACGCUCUCUGUGGCGACCUCUCAAAUACCCUGCAACAAAUUGCAGACAUUUCGGCGGAACUCGCCUCAAAAGAGCACGUUGGUGUAGAGAACAUUGGCGAUAUGCUCCCAGACGCGGACCCUGCCUUCCUCCGGAGUCUGGAUAUACCCCAAAAACGAGCACUUGUCUGUCGUGAGCUCGCUCGUGAAGGACGCACAGCGGAGGCUGAGGCGCGAACAUUAGUGGGCACUGCCGAGAUGAUUCUCCUUCUUCUCUGGAGACACGUUGUUUAUUAUGCGGAAGGCCAUCACCCACUCCCAACAACAAGCAAUGGCGCAAACCUGAAAGCAUCGACCACGUACGCGCUGCGCUUUUUGUCGCCUCCUGAACCAGUCGCCUUCCGCACUGAAGUUGGGAAACGGUUGGGGCCAGUUUUGCUACGAUUAGCGGGACUGGACCUUGGGGGUGAAUCGUUGCGAGCAAGUGCUGCUUAUAUGGAGAUUAUGAGCCGAAGGCUCCGUGAUAGCGCAGGGGUGAUGGAUGACAUCUAUGAGUAG
Messenger RNA from Mycena indigotica, 6204 nucleotides. RefSeq lists its product as uncharacterized. Gene Ontology annotation, molecular function: structural constituent of nuclear pore. Gene Ontology annotation, cellular component: nuclear pore; nuclear pore inner ring. The record is from RefSeq and is a predicted model, not a curated record. NCBI's taxonomy places the organism in Eukaryota, Fungi, Basidiomycota, Agaricomycetes, Agaricales, Mycenaceae. The transcript is spliced from 14 exons. Gene Ontology annotation, biological process: nuclear pore organization. Bases 1 to 6204 code for a protein of 2067 amino acids.